Molecule: messenger RNA, 631 nt
Organism: Caenorhabditis auriculariae
Lineage: Eukaryota; Metazoa; Nematoda; Chromadorea; Rhabditida; Rhabditidae
Source: the annotation of a GenBank genome assembly
AUGCCGCCCAAGCCAUCUGCCAAAGGGAGCCAAGAAGGCCGCCAAGACCCAAAAAGGUAUCGACUGGAACCAAGAAGCGCCAUCACAAGCGCAAGGAGUCCUACUCCGUCUACAUCUACCGUGUUCUGAAGCAGGUAUUGAUUUUUGUUAAAUUUUAAAACACUCAUUUUGUUAAUCGACCAGACUCAACCUUUUUUUUUAAAUUGAAUAUAUUCAUAAGGAUUUUUCCAAAUAGAGAAUGCAGAAUAGAAUAUUGCGAAAUUGAAGAUUUUUUGAACAGAGCUUCUAUAUAGUAAUCAUAGAUAAGUGUUCGUGCAGUCCUAAACUUUCGCCUUUUUAUUGCGAAAUCGAAGAUUUUUUUAUUUUCUAUUCUAUUUUCUAAAUUAUUUUUCAGGUGCACCCCGACACCGGAGUCUCCUCGAAGGCCAUGUCGAUCAUGAACUCUUUCGUGAACGACGUCUUCGAGAGAAUCGGUGCUGAAGCCUCGCGCCUUGCUCAGUACAACAAACGGUCGACGAUAUCUUCUCGCGAAAUCCAGACGGCGGUCCGACUGAUCCUUCCUGGAGAGCUGGCCAAGCACGCCGUGUCCGAGGGAACCAAGGCUGUCACCAAGUACACUUCCAGCAAGUAA